Molecule: messenger RNA, 657 nt
Organism: Stereum hirsutum FP-91666 SS1
Lineage: Eukaryota; Fungi; Basidiomycota; Agaricomycetes; Russulales; Stereaceae
Exons: 6
Coding region: 1-657 (218 amino acids)
Source: RefSeq, a predicted model, not a curated record
AUGCCUCUUUUCGGAAAGCACGACAACACCACCACCGCCACCGACCAUACCGGCCGCGACACCGCUCUAGGCGCCGGAACUGGCGGUAUUGUGGGCCACGAAGGUCAUAACGGUCAUACCGGCCGUGACGCUGCCGUUGGUGGUUUGGCAGGCAGAGAGCUUGGCCAUCAUGGCAAUGGUACCGCGACAGGGACUCACGGAAACCGUGACGGCCUAGUCGGAGCUGGUACUGGAGCUGCGAUUGGUCACCAUGGAGGCCACACCGGACGCGAUGCUGCUAUUGGCGGUGUCGGUGGCGAAGCGCUAGGUCGCCAUCAGGGACACAACGCCCAUGGUGCAGGUGCGACAACAGCCGGUACGGGAGCUGGCCUCGGCGCGACCGGUGCAGCUGGUCCAGGGGGCGCGACGUCGGGAGUCCACACAUCUAACCCCAGUAAGGCACACGGGAAGCUCGAGGAGAUUGGUGGAAAGAUGGAGCGCGGUGUCGGUGAAGUGACCAGGAGCACCAACAUGACUGUGAAAGGCGAGAACAAAAUCAUCGCUGGCCAGCGGGAGCAGCAAGCAGCUGCCGGUCACAGACAGGCUGAUCUCCUGGAAAACCAGGCUGCUACCCACCGCAAUCGUGCCGAUGCUCUUCAUCCGACUGGUGGGAUCUGA